Molecule: messenger RNA, 1545 nt
Organism: Linum tenue
Lineage: Eukaryota; Viridiplantae; Streptophyta; Magnoliopsida; Malpighiales; Linaceae
Source: the annotation of a GenBank genome assembly
AUGGAGACUCUAUCCUUCUUCUUCUUCACCGCGGCUGCAAUCUACCUAGUCUGGUUCUACUUCCUGGCCCGCCAGCUCACCGGCCCCAAAGUAUGGCCGCUGGUCGGCAGCCUCCCACUCCUCUACAAGAACCGGGCCCGCUUCCACGACUGGGUCGCCGGCAACCUCCGCGCCACGGGCGGAGCGUCCACGUACCAGACCUGCACGAUCCCCUUCCCUUUCUUGGCGAGGACGCUAGGGUUCUACACCGUGACGUGCCACCCCAAAAACAUCGAGCACAUCCUCCGCACCCGCUUCGACAACUACCCCAAGGGCCCACAGUGGCAGGCCGCCUUCCACGACCUGCUGGGCCAGGGCAUCUUCAACAGCGACGGCGACACCUGGCUCAUCCAGCGCAAGACCGCCGCCCUCGAGUUCACCACCCGCACCCUACGCCAGGCCAUGGCCCGCUGGGUCAACCGCACCAUCAAGGCCCGCCUCUGGCCCAUCUUGGCCCGCGCAGCUGCCACCAAAACCCCCCUCGACCUGCAGGACCUCUUGCUUCGUUUGACUUUCGACAACAUCUGCGGCCUCACCUUCGGCAAGGAUCCAGAAACUCUCUCCCCGGAAAUGCCCCACAACCCCUUCGCACUCGCCUUCGACACCGCCACUGAGGCCACGCUCCAGCGACUCCUCUACCCGGCCCUCCUCUGGCGCCUCGAGAAGCUCCUCGGGAUCGGCGCCGAGAGGCGCCUCACAGCCAGCCUCCACAUCGUCGCCAAGUACAUGGACGACGCCGUACAGGCCAGGAAGGAGAAGCCCUCCGACGACCUCCUCUCGCGCUUCUUGAAGAAGCGCGACGCCGACGGGAACCCGUUCUCGGUUCCCGUCCUCCAGCGGAUCGCGCUCAACUUCGUCCUGGCCGGGCGCGACACGUCUUCUGUCGCGCUCAGCUGGUUCUUCUGGCUGGUGAUGAACAACCGGCGCGUGGAGGACGAGAUUAUAAGGGAGAUCACCACCGUCCUGAAAGAGACACGUGGCGAGGAUCCCAAGAAGUGGGUGGAGGACCCGCUGACGUUCGACGAGGCCGACAAGCUGGUGUACCUGAAGGCGUCCCUGGCGGAGACGCUGAGGCUGUACCCGUCGGUGCCGGAGGACUUCAAGUACGUGGUGGCGGACGACGUGCUUCCCGACGGGACGGUGGUGCCGGCGGGCUCGUCGGUGACGUACUCCAUCUACUCGAUGGGGAGGAUGAAGAGCAUAUGGGGGGAGGAUUGCCUGGAGUUCAAGCCGGAGAGGUGGGUGUCGGAGAGCGCCGGCGGUUACAAGUUCGAGACGCCCAAGGACGGCUACAAGUUCGUGGCGUUCAACGCGGGGCCCAGGACCUGCCUCGGGAAGGACCUGGCGUACUUGCAGAUGAAGUCGGUGGCGUCGGCGGUGCUGCUGCGCUACCGCCUGUCGCCGGAGCCGGGCCACCGCGUGGUGCAGAAGAUGUCGCUGACGUUGUUCAUGAAGCACGGGCUACGUGUCAUGUUGGAGCCGCGUGGUCUUGCUGCUGCUGAGUAA